CCGCGGAUGGAAGGAACGGAUCCUAAAGUCCAAUAAGAAGAGGUACCAGCAAGGCAACAAAUCAAAAAAAUCCCCUGCGUCUUUGGUGCGAAGCCGCGAACCCGCAGCAGAGGAAUAGGGGGAAGGCAGCUGCGCAGGCAAGAUAGGCUCGGCAAGAGGCGGUUUCCAAAUACCAAAUGGAAACACCCAAAUCUCUUCACAAAACGAUCAACAGCUCGCUUUUCGAAAUGAUUGGUGGGAUAUGAUGUCUUAGUUGGAACGCAAGCUUUGGUUUUUGGAUUUCGAAAUCGGCAAUGGAGAAGGAGAAGCUUUCCUUGGGUGGUUCCAAGGUCUCUGAGCCGAAGAAGGAGAGAAAGAGGCGGCUUGUGCUGAGCAGCGACUCGGAGACAGACUGGUAUGUGAGUUCUAAACCAUUGAUAAAGGCGGAUGAGGAUGAGGAUGUUGGUGGUUCCGCCGGCUGCAGUAGGAGCGGAGAAGAGGAGAAGUGUGGGGCAAAGGAGGAAAAUGAGACGAGAGUUGAGGUUAUUGGGCCGAAAUCGGGCAUUGAGGAGAGCAAGGAGAAAGCUUUGGAGUUGAUGCCGGUUGGGAAGCAGAGGGAGGUAGAUAGUAUGAAAGAAAUAAGAAAGAAAAUGAAAUUUGAUUCAGUGGUGUCGGAUAGCAAGCAAAUUGAUAUGAAAGAAAUAAGAAAGAAAAUGAAAUUUGAUUCAGUGGUUUUUGAUAGCAAGCAAACUGAGAAAUUUGGGUGUCGUAAUAAGAGUCUGGACGCCAUGAAACAUAAUCGGGAUAAAGAUAUACGCCAAGCCUCGGACAAGGAGAGGGUUUUUAGAUCCGAUAGUAAGAGGAUAAUGGAAGCUGGCGAUUCAAUAGCUGGUAAAAUGAAAUCAAAACGAGAGCAUGUUGGGAACCAUGCUGAAACUUCUGCAGGCAGUAAUAAAAAGUUAGACUCUAUGAAGCACAGGAAUAAUAGUAUGGAUGGUAUCACGAGGCUGGCAACUGCAGAAGUUAAACAAAGGGGCAUUGACAACUCGACAGGGAGAAAUUUUCAUGUCAAUCCAAAUAAAAGCAUAAAGAGAAAGGCUGAAAAUAGAUGCUUCAUUGAGCAAUCUAAUCCGAGAAAAUUUCAAAAGCAAAUAGAUAAAGGAGUUACUCGGGUUGAUAGCAAAACUGAGCAAAAUGGUGGAAGAUCACAACAUGAUUACAUUAGGGUGCAGGGUAAAAGUGGUGUUUUGAGGGUUUUGCAUGGUAAUAAGGUUGGUUUCUCUGGGAAUGGGAGUGUUAGAGGCCAUACAGAAGGUCACAUAGAGGAGCUGACAUCUUCAAACACCAGGAGGUUGAGUAAAUCAAAUGACCAAGAUGAAAGACAAGAUGCUGAGAAAUCAAAAUUCACGAUCAAGCUGGGCAAACAUAGUGGAAAAGUUUCUUCAGAAGGAAGAAGCAGCAUAAAUGGGAUUAAAACAAAGCCAGAUCAACAAUUUGGGAACACAGGUUCUGAGAAUGUGCAUUCGAUGCAAAAAGAAAACAGCACUGCUGUGAAUGGAGAGAGUUCUUCUGGUUUGAAAAGCUUUCCUCCAGAUAAACAUGGUGCAAAAGAAUCACGUACGAGUCGUAAUGAAGUUAAGAGGAAGGUCAGGGAGCAGAUUAAAACUAUUCUUUUGGAUUCUGGAUGGACGAUUGAAUUAAGGCCCAGAAGGGGCAGGGAUUAUGAAGAUGCUGUGUAUGUUUCCCCCCAAGGAACUGGGUAUUGGUCAAUUACUAAGGCGUAUGAUGUUUACAGAAAGCAGUUCGUCAGCGCAUGUAAUGACAAUGAAGGCCCCCCAAAUCAGUCUAAAGCUUCUUCUAGAGCUGUUAACAAUCAUGAGGGGGAAAGUUCUUCGUUUGCUGCCAUCGAUCCUGAUGUCUUAACUUUAUUGAGAAGGAAUGUGGUCAACAAACGAAAAUUAAAGAAGCAAUCACUCAAAGAUAAACACAAGGUGGGUGUUAGCAGAAGCAAAAAGGCGAAGGAAACCACCAAAGGUAGUUGCCCUGAAGAUAAAGAAUCUGGCGGUGUUGUUGGAGAAAAUAGAAUCAGGAAAAGGCAAAGCAAGAGUGUGUUACUUGAUGGAUCCUCAGCUAAGAAAAUGCAACUUUUAGUUAGAAGCAAAGGGAAAAGAGGUUGCGGUCCUGAUGUUGGUGGUGCGGACCAAGAUAAAGAAUCAGAAAAGAAUGAUUAUCCUCCGUAUCUUUGGAAAAGGACAAUUCUUUCAUGGAUGAUAGAUAUGGGCGUAUUACCAGCCUAUGGAAAGGUUAGGUAUAUGAACAAGAGUCAGAACAAAACAUUGCUUGAGGGACGGAUUACAAGGGAUGGUAUUCACUGCAGUUGUUGCAGUAAAAUUCUCACUGUACCAAAGUUUGAGAUUCAUGCCGGCAGCAAGCUGCAUCAGCCAUAUGAGAACACAUUGGUGGAGGUGUCUGGAGCCUCCCUUCUGCAUUGUCAAAUCAAUGCGUGGGCAAGGCAAGAGGAGCAUAAAAUACGUGGUUUUUAUAAUAUAGAUACUGAUGGGGUCGACCCAAAUGAUGACACCUGUGCCAUUUGUGGUGAUGGUGGUGACUUAAUUUGUUGUGAUGGGUGCCCUUCAACUUUCCAUCUCAGCUGCUUAAGCCUUCAGAUGCUUCCUCCUGGUGAUUGGCACUGCAAAAGUUGUUCUUGCAAAUUCUGUGGCAUGUUUCAUAGUUCUCCCUCUCCAUGUAAAAGUGCGUCUACAUUAUUAAGAUGCUCCCAAUGUGAGGAGAAAUAUCAUGAAGAGUGUGUUGCUGAUAAUGAUGCUUCUGCUACUUCUGAUGGUUCUUCCAAUCUAUUUUGUGGGGGAAGUUGCCGAAAGGUGUUCAAAAAGUUGCAAAAGCUUAUUGGGGUUAAAAAUGAAUUGGAAGCUGGAUAUUCUUGGAGCAUCAUUCGGCGCUUUGACGAUCCAUCUGGAUCUCCAUCCAAAUUAGCUAAGAGGGUUGAAAGCAACUCCAAAAUUGCUGUUGCUCAUGCUGUUAUUGAUGAAUGUUUUUUGCCUAUCAUUGAUCAUAGAAGCGGCAUCAAUCUGAUUGACAAUGUUGUGUAUAACUGCCGGUCGAAUUUCAAUCGACUUAAUUACAGUGGAUUUUAUACUUUCACCUUAGAAAGAAGCGAUGAAAUUAUUUGUGCCGCAUCUGUGAGAAUACAUGGGACCAGGCUAGCUGAAAUGCCUUUCAUUGGGACGAGGAGUAUGUAUAGACGCCAAGGAAUGUGUCGUCGACUUCUUCAAGCAAUUGAAUCUGCUCUGUCCUCUUUUGGUACAAAAAUGUUGGUAAUACCUGCAGUCUCUGAAUUAACGGACACCUGGACAAGUGUUUUUGGUUUCAAGCCGCUCGACAAUUCACAAAAAGAAGAAAUUAAGUCUGUGAAUAUGUUGGUUUUCCCUGGAAUUGGUCUGCUACAGAAGCAAUUACUGAAGAAAGGCUCAACUGUACAACGUGCAAUUCCCGAACAAGUUACGAGACAAGAAUCCGAGCAGAUUUCAUGUGAUGCCAUUGAAAGGAACAAAACUGAAACCCUGCUGUCAGUUGUGGCAGACCAUAAAGGUUCACCUGUUGAGGUUAUAAAUACUAAAGAAAUGAAAUAUGAGGAAGGAGGUGCUGAUCAUGCUAUCGCUACUUUGUCGGCAGAUGCGUCUGGAUUGAAUGCACAAGAAUGCUGGUCUUCAGAUGCUACAGAAAUUGGCAAGUUAAAUAAAGUUGAAAGUGUUGUCUACGGUGACAAUUCAGUUCAUGAAAAAGAAUCUCAAGUAGAUAAUCUAGAGAAGAUGACUGUUUUUCUUAAAGAGCUUAAACAUGAAACGCAAGAUGUGAAAAACACUUUGCUUUCCAUUCAGAACAAUGACUGUAAACUUUUAGCAGAUGCUUCUGGAUCUCUAGCUUCAGGACGCAGAUCCCCAGAAGAUGAACUAGAUUUGGAAUUGUCUCCUGUUAGGAUUGUUUCUGGCAGUAAUCCUGUGGAGGUUGACAAAAUUCCACUGGGUUCUACAAGUAAACCCGGAGAGCCUUUUGUUAAUAUCAUGAUGAAUGAUGCUGCUCAAAAGAAAGUUGAGGAUACUGAUGAAAAAUCUACUGCAAUUGGUGAUGAUGGCAUUGUUCUGCGAUAUGAUUCUGACUGCAGCACUAACAUUGCUUCCAAGCUUGCGCUUGCAGGAGAAAACAAUGCACCUAAUCUGAUUUCUAAUGGUAAUAUAACUACACAUAAUUUGGAAGACCCAUGUGGAGCUGCUAGUGCUGUAUUGGUUACAGAAUGUAAUCCUUCUGACAAUUGGCAAGGUAUUUCAACUGCCUCCUUGGAGCCUUGUCCGGAUACAAGCACUACUAAUUCAUCUCUAGAAAUGGGUGAUUCUCUGCUGCAUGAUGCCAAUAUGAAUGAAAACCAUGCUGGAGAGGAUCUGUCUGUUGAUGUUGAAAUGCAACCACAACACUCAGAUGAUGCUUUGAAGCUGCCUAAUCCAGAUAAUAAUAUUGGUGCCGGCUUUGCUACUCUUUCCAUUGAAUCACUUGCAGAUGGAGCUGAUCAAUAACAAGGUAAAGCCCAGGCCUGCCUCUGAUGAUCUGGAAACUAAGACAGAUGAAGAGGAUGUUAAAAUUUAUACAGUUAAAUGCUUGUUCUGCUAAAAAUGGUACUUCUUUCUUGGUCGGCUUGAAAGGGCCUGGUGCUGUUGAUGCUAGCUUACCUUGCUGGAGAACACCGAACUGCUUUAAUUUCAAGGAGAACUUCAAUGCGCAGGCAUGCACCAGAAGCUUCUCAGAAAGCAACUGGCUUCCUUGUUCAUUGGAGCAGAAUACAUGUUAUCUUAUUAGAAAUCAAGCUAGUGAUCAAAUCUCCAAGAACACUGAUAAAUCUGCUCAUAGUGAUCAUAAGUUUAGAAACUGCAUACGUCGGAGGAUACGGACUACAUUGUCGAAAAUGAGGACACUCAGUUUGAUGUAGUUUCUUGCUGCACUGGACUCUCUGAUGAUAACAUCAAUCACGCUGUGGUAAAAAAUUCAGUUUCAAAUGAUCUUUUUAAUGUUUCCAGCUCUAUCAAUGGUUUUGUGGGCGCUAAUGCUACCUCUGAACAGGGGAGGAACCUGUCUUUUUUUUGAGGGUUGGCAAAUUUAUUAUAAAAAUAAAGGCAUUAGUAAUGCUGUAUUUAGUUGGAACGAUAGAACACCUAUUCCAGCUGGGUCGCUAUGCAUUACAAAUUUAGCUAUUUUCAGGUGAUGAUUAAAUCAUAUUGAUUUGCCUUUUUGUUAUUGCAACUUUGGCAACUUUAGAAUUCAUUUGCUCUAACUUUGAUUUUGUAUUUGGCUUGGACCAGCAUGUAAAUAAAAGAUUUGCUUUCUUAAGCUA
Phalaenopsis equestris is the source of this 5377-nucleotide messenger RNA. RefSeq lists its product as uncharacterized. Bases 294 to 4565 code for a protein of 1423 amino acids. Gene Ontology annotation, molecular function: transcription corepressor activity. NCBI's taxonomy places the organism in Eukaryota, Viridiplantae, Streptophyta, Magnoliopsida, Asparagales, Orchidaceae. The record is from RefSeq and is a predicted model, not a curated record. Gene Ontology annotation, biological process: negative regulation of DNA-templated transcription. The transcript has 10 exons.